CGUCACGUCUGCGAUCACGUGGACUUCUCCGAGGUGCUGCCACGACACUAAUAAACCUGGAGGGCGCUCCCGGGCUCUGCCUGCCGUGUGGUUCCUCCCGGGGACCCCGAGGGCGCCGCGGGGAACCCCCAGUUCACACCCGCGUUGCGGAGGCCGGGGCCGGAGGAGGGGCGCGGGCGGGGGCCCCGGAGGCCAGAGCGCAGGCGCGGCGCGGGCCGGAAGCGGCGGGGCGGGGCCUGCGCGAGCGGAAGCUCCGGGGUUCGGCUCCGCCCCCUCGGGGCGCGCGGUCCGCAGGGAAGCCCCGCCCCCGGCCCCGCCCCCGGAGAGGACCCCGCGGCCUCCCCCGUCCCUGAGUCGCCCCCGAGCUUGGGGUUCGGGCCGGGCCUUGGGGUGUGAUCUGGGCUUCGGCGAGAGCCGCAGAGGGGCCGCCGGGCAGCUGCUGGGAGAGAUGGACAGCAGGAAGCGCCCCAGCCAGGCGCCCCGGGGGACAAAGGCGGAGCCGCGGCUCCCCCAGGAGCACGGGCUUCCCCCCAAGCCGGGCCGGGCGACGGCCUGGGGCCCCCCCAGCGCCCCCGGCAGCGGGCAGCAGCCGCCACAGACGCAGGACUGGGUGUGCGAGCAGCAGGAGCGCGGGCCCCCGAGACGCCACUGGAGCCUGAGCAUCGACGACCGGCGGCGGCUGGCGGUGCUGGGCGGCCUGGACCGCGCGGUGGCCCCCGGGGCCUCCCCCACCCCCACGGUGCGCGGCGGGGAGCGCGGCCCCAGCGGCCUCCCAGCGCACCCUCCCGCGGCCUCCCCGCCCGCCGCGCCCCUGACCCGGCGCCGGCCGCAGGACAUCGCGCAGGGCGUGUGGCAGCUGGUGUCCGAGGGCGUGGACAGGGACGUGCUCAGCCCGCACCCGCCGAGGUCCGCCGAGUCCACCACCGCCUUCCACUCCUUCCUGGCCCGAAGCGCGCCUUUGUGGCAGAACUCGCCAAUGGAGCGGUGAGCCCCAAGGCGGGCGCCGCGAGGUCGCCGCCACCGAGAGUCCGACCCGGUGCGCUGUGUCCCGCGCGCGGUUCCUGGGCGCCUGCGGCGGCGGCGGGCCGAGGCCUCUGUGUGUGGGGGGCUUCCCCGGCUCCGGGGCGCAGUCCAGGCAGCGCCCAAGCCUCGGCGUGGGGAGGGCCUGCGGGCGACGCGGCUGGCGGCCCUGGUGCCCCGGGGAGCUGGGCCCCCCCUGCACGGGCCCGCUACUCUCAGGAGGGCGGGGGUCCCCGAGGCAGGAGCCCCCGGGGGGCCGCGGGAGGCCUGGGGGUGGGUUUGCCUCCUGCCUCCGGGGUGAGCGCCCUGGCCACCAGGGCCGGGCGGGCCGCGGGAUCUGCCUUCGUGCCCGGCCUAGGGGCCACGCGUUUUGGGGACGGCCGUUGGGAGGGGCGCAUAGGAUAAGGCUGGAAGCGGGGAGCAGGGAAGGGGGGAGGUGUGCAGCUCCGGAACGCGCGAGGGGCUUGGGGGAUGGGGCGGCUGAGCAGCGAUGGCGUCAACCUGAGCCCCUGGUGAGGCGGGAGCCAGGCCUGUGAAGCCCCCUGGCUCCCACCACACACGCCGCGAGCUGGUGAGGCCGCCCCCUCCCCAGUGCGGCUGCAGCCUGAAGAUGGGUCGCCAGGGUCCGACUUGAAUCCCGGGACCGGCCUCAGCUCCGGCCUCCCUGCCCCUCCUAACUGUAAGACCAGCGCAAGUCCUCCUCCUCCAGGAAGACUUCCAGGGUCACACAGCUAGGCCUGCCGCCCCCCCCCACCCCCCAUAGUUCCCUCCGGGAGUCCCCUGGAUGUAAUUUUGUCUGAGGCCUGUGUGGUUCCCACACUCCCUGGGCUGGGGACAAGGGGCAGCUCGCUGGGCCCUGCCUGCGGGCUCUGAAGGAGGGGUACAGGGCCAGAGGGAUGGGGGCUAGGGGCCAGGUUUGGGCAGGGCCUUGGGGGCAUCAUAAAUCCCCUCUCAUCGUCCUCGGAGGCCCUGGGUGAUGAGGCAAGGGUGGGGUGGGGACUGGGGGCUCCCUGCUGGGCUGGGAGAUGCCCCGAGGGUAGAGGGGGACAAGCCUGUUACUGCUGGCGGGUUGGGGCUGACCCUGGCCUUGCUGGGGUGAUGCGGGCUCUGGGGAGCUCUGUGGCAGGCCUCUCCCUCUGCAGGUGCUGCCUCCCACACCCUCCAGCCGCUGGGAAUGGGGACCGCACAGCCGCGAGACCCUCCUGGGGAGGGCCGUGGUGCCAAGGAUGGGUGGCAAUGCUGCAGACAGUUGGGGUUGUCACAACUGGCCGGCGGGGGGGGGCGGCGGUUCCCGUGGCUGCUGUAACAAAUUAUCCUGAACUGUCAAUUCUGUAGGGACUGACGGACCUCAGUGGGCUGAAGUCAGGGCGGCAGCCGGGUCGUGUGGCUCUGGGUUGCUCUGGGGGGCCUGCUCCCCACUCGGUCACUCUGGGGGGUCUGCUCCCCGCCUGGCCCAGCUUCUAGGCCCGUGCCCGCCCCUCCCUCUGCCAGCAGCUCUUCAUCUUCCAACUUUGGUCCCUUGGCCUCCACGUCCCCUUCCUUGCCCCUCUCUGUGCCUCUCUCCCUUUUAGGAGGAGCGGGUGACCCCCCUGGUUGAGACCCACUGGUCAGCGACCUUAUGUCUCCUUUGCCACAGAGUCUCCGUGGGGAGAGGCUGGGGGGCUGCAUGGCACAGCCCCCCUCACUGUUGGUUUUCUGGCCCCAAGUGCCCACAGUGCUGGAACCCCUGCGAGGAGGGGCAUCUGAGGAGGGGCUGCAGGGCAGGCGGGAGGGACAGAGGGAGCCGGGCUGUGGGGGAGCCGGGCAGGGGUGGCUGCCCCGGCAGGUGCCGUUACUGCCCUUUUGAAGAAGUGACCUCGUGGGCUUUGAAGAGCCGCUCUCUGUUAAACACAAUGAAGAACCAAGUUUGGGAGGCCCGUCCGUAGCCACGACAACAUCAGAUUACGAAGAAGAGCCAGAGGUGGAGUCGCUGGUUUCUGGCCCCGACAGUGCGGGUGAGGCCGGCGGCUGUCCUGGCCGAGCUCUGGCUCUGCUUGCUGUCGUUUCCCUCGCCCAGAAUGCACCGCGUCUCCUCCCACCCGCCACGGCCUCAGCCAGCACCGGCACUUUGGCCACACAAACUCGGUUUUGAUUUAGUUCUUGAUGGGCUGGAUUUAAUGCCAGUAAGAACGUUAAUAAAGAACAGUAUUUCUCUCGUG
Molecule: messenger RNA, 3218 nt
Organism: Choloepus didactylus (southern two-toed sloth)
Lineage: Eukaryota; Metazoa; Chordata; Mammalia; Pilosa; Megalonychidae
Gene: TEX22
Product: testis expressed 22
Exons: 4
Coding region: 449-988 (179 amino acids)
Source: RefSeq, a predicted model, not a curated record